AUGGCCAGCAGCACUCAGAUACCCGCGCCGGCCGAACCGCCGCACAAGUCUCACUUCAAAUACACCGUCCAAAAAGGCUACUUCCUCCAGUCCGAAGACUCCACGGACGAUAAAGAGUUCGACUUUAGGAAGAGCAACUUUGGCCUGAUAAACCGAGGCUACGAUACCGAUCACUCAGCCGAGGAGGCAGAAGAGCAAUGGAAACGCUUCGAACGGUAUGUUCGGACGCAGAAUGAAAGCGCAAAAGACGGCGAGUUCUUCAAAGUGCUGUUCCUGGGCCGCCAUGGGCAAGGGUGGCAUAAUGUCGCCGAGACGAAGUAUGGAACGGAAGCUUGGGAUUGCUACUGGUCCGCCCUCGAUGGCGCAGACGGCAUCAUCUGGGCCGACGCAAAUCUGACUUCCACAGGCCAGGAGCAAGCCAAAGACGUGCGCACACUCUGGAAACAACAAUUACCCCACGGCAUCCCGCCACCAGAGACGUACUACGUCAGCCCGCUUACCCGGACCAUUGAGACAGCAGACCUAAGCUUCCAAGAACUCGAUCUGCCCCCCGGGAAAGAAUACAAGCCGUUCAUCAAGGAGUUGCUGAGAGAAGCACUCGGCGUGCACACGUGCGAUCGACGCAGUGCCAAAAGCGUCAUCGAAAAGAACUUCCCACACGUCACGUUUGAACCAGGCUUCUCCGAGGACGACGAGUUGUGGGAAGCAGACUACCGCGAGCCGCGCACUGCACGCCGGUAUCGCCUUGCCCUCCUUCUAGACGACGUUUUUGCCAACGACGAAAACGUCUUUCUUUCGCUGACCGCACACUCGGGUGCUAUAGCGAGUAUUCUGGAGGUCUUCGGCCAUCGAGCGUUUGCGUUGGAGACGGGCGGCGUUAUACCCGUACUUGUUAAAGCUGAGAAGGUACGUGGAGAACGAGAGAAGCCACCGAAAGAGCCAAGUGCAGCACCGCCUCUGUGUGAUAAGCCCCCACAGUAA
This is a messenger RNA of Cucurbitaria berberidis CBS 394.84, 981 nucleotides long. RefSeq names its product phosphoglycerate mutase family protein. The record is from RefSeq and is a predicted model, not a curated record. Gene Ontology annotation, cellular component: cytoplasm. NCBI's taxonomy places the organism in Eukaryota, Fungi, Ascomycota, Dothideomycetes, Pleosporales, Cucurbitariaceae. The coding region runs from base 1 to 981 and encodes 326 amino acids. Gene Ontology annotation, molecular function: phosphatase activity. The transcript is spliced from 3 exons.